Molecule: messenger RNA, 1202 nt
Organism: Lindgomyces ingoldianus
Lineage: Eukaryota; Fungi; Ascomycota; Dothideomycetes; Pleosporales; Lindgomycetaceae
Exons: 3
Coding region: 206-1099 (297 amino acids)
Biological process (GO): retrograde transport, endosome to Golgi; phospholipid translocation
Cellular component (GO): trans-Golgi network; endosome
Source: RefSeq, a predicted model, not a curated record
CCGUCCUUCUCCCUUUCUCCACCCGCCCUUUCUUUCUUGCAGAUUGUGCCUUUGCAUUUUGGUUAGAUGCGCGUGGAAUAGACUUAUAGCCAUAGAUAUUCAACUUCAGUCCCUUCCACGCGCCUCUUACCCCCGACGACGAAACGACCGAGCGAGUGUUGCGCCGCAGACAUCCGGAACGCUGGAUCGGCUACGGGAUAUCGAUAUGGGGUUCUUGAAUGCGGUGGUUACUUCAAUUGCGCCAAUAUUCAUUGCGACGAGCCCCAUAACGAGCUAUGCGGACCAGAUAUAUUCGAUACAUAAGGAGAGGAGUUCGGCGGGAUUCUCGUUGGAUAUCCCGUUAAUUAUGCUUGUGGCUAGUAUUUUGAAAGUAUACUACUGGUUCGGCGCGCACUUCAGCACUUCGCUGCUCGUCCAAGCCCUCCUCAUGAUCUCCGUCCACCUCCUCCUCCUCCACGUCGCCCUAACCAACCGUCCCUCCCUACACACUCCAUUUUCCCACUCGUCAUCCUCGCCGCGUCCAUACAAUUUUUGGCAAUGGCGGAGCCCACGCCCAUACUGGACCUUCCUAUCCUACUUCACUCUCACGCUACUGGUCCUGCACUUCCUGCUCUCGCCAACAGGCGCGUUCCUCCCAUACACAAGUUUACUAGGCUACGUCGCCCUUGCCAUCGAAGCAACACUCCCCCUUCCGCAACUCCUGGCGAACUACAAACGCCGCGGAUGUAAAGGCUUCCGCGUGUCUGUUAUCGUAAACUGGCUAAUUGGAGACACGUUCAAGAUGUGGUUUUUCUUCGCUUCAAGCGCCGAUGCCGUUCCCGUGGCGUUUAAGAUUUGUGGUGUUUUUCAGGCACUGUGUGAUUUGGGGCUCGGUGCGCAGUUCUAUGUUUGGGGUGAUGGGCCAGAGGAAUUGGGGACUGGGAUGAGGAUGGGGAUGGGGAUGGGGGAGAAGGGGAGUUUUGUGGAACCGGUAGCUAAUGGGUUCGUUUUGCCGGCGCAGAAGUUGGAUGGGUUUGGGAUGCCGGUGGGGGGAUUGAGUGAGAAAGGGGUGGGGAUCGAUAUGGCAAUGGAUGGGUGGGAUAGACCGAGGGUUAUGUAAGGAUUGGACUGGGGGAUGAGGAAUAAAGUAUGGCGUUAAGGAAUUUAGGGGAUUGUUGGGCUACGAUAGAGGUAUAUAUUGAAGACUUGGACAUGGAUAGUGG